CGGAUGCUGCAUGACUUCAUCCUUCCGCCGGCUCCCCUGCUGAGCUAGGGCCGGUCCGGCAGCUAGCCUCUGCCCGUGCCCCGCCGCAGUCCCCAAGCCCGCCCGGUGCCCGCCAUGUCCGAGAUCCUACCCUACGGCGAGGACAAGAUGGGCCGCUUCGGCGCAGACCCCGAGGGCUCCGACCUCUCUUUCAGCUGCCGCCUGCAGGACACCAACUCCUUCUUCGCCGGCAACCAGGCCAAGCGGCCCCCCAAGCUGGGCCAGAUCGGCCGAGCCAAGAGAGUGGUGAUCGAGGAUGACCGGAUAGACGACGUGCUGAAGGGGAUGGGGGAGAAGCCUCCGUCCGGAGUGUAGACGCGCCGACGCACUCAUGCACUUUAGAACCUCGGGCCGCAGCUCCACCCCGCACACCGGAACCGACACAGAGACCCACGGCCCCCCAGCCCAGCCCCUCCCGCACGGCUCCCCUGCCCCGCCCCUCCUCCGAUCAAUCUGGUCUGCAGCCCGGGCAGCUGCGGCGGCGUCGGACUGCGCGGCCAGGGAGGUUUGGCUGCAUAUUUGCAUGAGCUUCCUACCCACCUCAGCCUAGCCCUCCGGGCCUUUCCUCGACUGUAUCCCUGUCUGGCGUGACCCCAGCCUCUUUCUAAGGGACUUCCUCAGCACAUUUGUAUUUUUAUAUCCGAUUCUUUGUUUACCGGCUCCUCUCAUGGUUUGUGCCCUUCCCCCACAGCCUCCGCCAUGCUCUUCUGCGCCUGGCAGAUAGGACGGGUGUUGAGACUGGGACGGGACAAGCCCCCAACAUGGUAACUAACCACAUGGCCAGUCCGCCCAAACCUGACCCCAGGAGGCUCAUUGGGAGGCUCCUUCCUCCCAAGGUAUCACCUUCUAAGGGCCCAGAUCUGAUUUUACCUUGGACCCCUUCACGCUAUCCCUGGGAACCCAAGUGGGGACUGCUCAGUACCUUUGGAUGACACCUGUGGACCUGAAGAUGUUUUCAACCCAGGGUUGUCCUUUGUAAAAAUGUUUCUCCAUCCUCAAUGUAACAGGAGUGUGUGAAUAAACACAGACCUCCGUGUGUGUGA
Peromyscus maniculatus bairdii (prairie deer mouse) is the source of this 1082-nucleotide messenger RNA. RefSeq names its product calcium/calmodulin dependent protein kinase II inhibitor 2 (gene Camk2n2). Gene Ontology annotation, molecular function: protein kinase binding; calcium-dependent protein kinase inhibitor activity. Gene Ontology annotation, biological process: negative regulation of protein kinase activity. NCBI's taxonomy places the organism in Eukaryota, Metazoa, Chordata, Mammalia, Rodentia, Cricetidae. The record is from RefSeq and is a predicted model, not a curated record.